CUUAUGAUGCAUUGGUUCGAGCCUGCACUCAGCUCGAGGAUAGCAAAAAUGCUCAUUUGGUUAUCAAAACACUGAGGGGGAAUUCAGAUUGUUGGAGGCAUUUUCAAUUUUUUCUCGAAUGAUUAAGAGAGGCAUUGCACCAAAUGUUGUCACUUUAAACAUGAUUGUUGAUGGAUGCUGCAGGGAAGGAGAUAUUGUUCUUGCUUUUGAGCUUAUUAAGAACUUUUCAGUAAUCUUUGGGAGUUGGAUUGAACCGAACUGCGUCACUUAUAAUAGCCUUAUUAAUGGAUUGUGUAAGGCUGGAGAUGCAGCGGUGGGUGAAAGAGUUUUAAGAGAAGACAUGAGGAAAUGGGGGAUUAAGCCCAAUUUGAGGACUUAUGCUACUUUGGUGGAUGGUUUUUCGAAGCAAUGGAAGAUGGAUGAGGCGCUGAGGCUGUUUAAUGAAAUGCUGGAUAUGGGAUUUUGUCCCAAUUCUACUGUUUAUAAUUCUCUCAUUAAUUGUUUUCUGAAGCAGGGAUAUGUGGAAUAUGCCUGGUGUUUAUUGUCCUCCAUGAUAGAUGCUCGAGCCUUUCCUGACCACAUCACAUACUCAAUCCUUGUUGAAGGUUGUCUGAGAAAUGGGUUUGUGAAGGAAGCUUUUCAAUGCCAUCAAAUGAUGAGAGAUGAAGCUCUAAUUAGAGAUGUUGUCUCCCAUAAUAUUCUCAUUAACUAUCUCUGUAAGCAUGGGAAGAUUAAAGAUGCAAAAAUACUCAUAGCAAAUAUGAUUACUAGUGGCUUUUUUCCUGAUUCCAUAACUUACACCACAUUGAUUGAUGGAUGCUGCAGAGAGUGUGGAGUGGAUGAUGCCCUGCAAAUAUAUGAAGGAAUGGUUAAAUAUGACCAAAAGCCAAAUUUAGUUACUUAUAACACUAUAAUUAAUGGAUUGUGCAGAGAAGACUCUAUUGAUGUAGCCAGGUUUGUUAUGGAGGAGAUGAUAAGAGCUGGUCUGGAUGCUGAUGUUUUUACUUAUAACACCUUGAUCAAUUCGUAUUGCAGAAAGGAAAAUUUUGAUGGGGCAUUUUGUUUGUAUUUUCAAAUGAGGAGGCUUGGAAUUAUGGAAACUGAGUCCACUUACAAUACGCUUAUGAACUUUCUCUGUAAAUCUGGAUUUAUUGAGCUAGCAAAGGAUUUCUUGAUGGAAAUGCUCGACAGAGGUAUUCUUCCUGAUCAGAUAACUUAUACAAUUCUUAUUACUUUGUUCAGUAGGAAUUGUAGUACUAAUGAAGUUGUUGAAUUACAUGAUUUUCUUGUGCUUAGAGGCGUAAUGCCUGAUGAGGAUACCUAUAAUUGUAUAGUCAGUCCCCUUCUUGAAAGGGAAAAAGUGCAUUUGACAGACUUAUAAUAUUCAGACUUCCUGGAGAGAUUUUUUUGUGCUUAAUGUGUUAUCUUCAGUUUCAUAAGCAUAGACUGA
This is a messenger RNA of Phalaenopsis equestris, 1450 nucleotides long. RefSeq names its product pentatricopeptide repeat-containing protein At1g11710, mitochondrial-like. Gene Ontology annotation, molecular function: protein binding. The transcript has 2 exons. The record is from RefSeq and is a predicted model, not a curated record. Bases 119 to 1381 code for a protein of 420 amino acids. NCBI's taxonomy places the organism in Eukaryota, Viridiplantae, Streptophyta, Magnoliopsida, Asparagales, Orchidaceae.